CUUGGGUUCAUGGUCUCUAAUAUUUCAAACAGGAGCUCCCUUUAGCGAGUCCUUCUUUUCCUGACUGCAGCUCUUUUCAUUUUGCCACCCUUUUCCAGCUCCAUGAUGGUUCUGCAGGUUUCUGCGGCCCCCCGGACAGUGGCUCUGAUGGCGUUACUGAUGGUGCUGCUCACAUCUGUGGUCCAGGGCAGGGCCACUCCAGAGAAUUACCUUUACCAGGUACGGCAGGAAUGCUACGCGUUUAAUGGGACACAGCGCUUCCUGGAGAGAUACAUCUACAACCGGGAGGAGUGGGUGCGCUUCGACAGCGACGUGGGGGAGUUCCGGGCGGUGACGGAGAUGGGGCGGCCUGAUGCGGAGUACUGGAACAGCCAGAAGGACCUCCUGGAGGAGAAGCGGGCAGUGCCGGACAGGAUAUGCAGACACAACUACGAGCUGGACGAGGCCGUGACCCUGCAGCGCCGAGUCCAGCCUAGGGUGAACGUUUCCCCCUCCAAGAAGGGGCCCCUGCAGCACCACAACCUGCUUGUCUGCCACGUGACAGAUUUCUACCCAGGCAGCAUUCAAGUCCGAUGGUUCCUGAAUGGACAGGAGGAAACAGCUGGGGUCGUGUCCACCAACCUGAUCCGUAAUGGAGACUGGACCUUCCAGAUCCUGGUGAUGCUGGAAAUGACCCCCCAGCAGGGAGACGUCUACAUCUGCCAAGUGGAGCACACCAGCCUGGACAGUCCUGUCACCGUGGAGUGGAAGGCACAGUCUGAUUCUGCCCGGAGUAAGACAUUGACGGGAGCUGGGGGCUUCGUGCUGGGGCUCAUCAUCUGUGGAGUGGGCAUCUUCAUGCACAGGAGGAGCAAGAAAGUUCAACGAGGAUCUGCAUAAACAGGGUUCCUGACCUCACUGAAAAGACUAAUGUGCCUUAGAACAAGCAUUUGCUGUGUUUUGUUAGCACCUGGUUCCAGGACAGACCCUCAGCUUCCCAAGAGGAUACUGCUGCCAAGAAGUUGCUCUGAAGUCAGUUUCUAUCGUUCUGCUCUUUGAUUCAAAGCACUGUUUCUCUCACUGGGCCUCCAACCAUGUUCCCUUCUUCUUAGCACCACAAAUAAUCAAAACCCAACAUAA
This is a messenger RNA of Gorilla gorilla gorilla (western lowland gorilla), 1119 nucleotides long. Its product is annotated as HLA class II histocompatibility antigen, DP beta 1 chain. Gene Ontology annotation, cellular component: MHC class II protein complex; membrane. Gene Ontology annotation, biological process: antigen processing and presentation; immune response. The record is from RefSeq and is a predicted model, not a curated record. Bases 103 to 879 code for a protein of 258 amino acids. NCBI's taxonomy places the organism in Eukaryota, Metazoa, Chordata, Mammalia, Primates, Hominidae. The transcript has 6 exons.